AUGCUGCGGCGUUUGCAGAGAGGCCGGCACGCGAGAUCAUCCUGUGGGGUCGAACUGAGAAAUGCCUGAAGGAGACCACGGAGGAGAUCAGGAGGAUGGGCACCGAGUGCCAUUACUUCAUCUGCGACGUAGGGAAUCGAGAGGAGGUCUAUCGGCAAGCCAAGGCUGUGCGGGAAAAGGUGGGUGAUAUCACUAUCCUGGUGAACAAUGCUGCCGUGGUGCACGGGAAGAGCCUGAUGGACAGCGAUGAUGACGCACUGCUCAAAUCCCAACAUAUAAACACCCUGGGGCAGUUCUGGACCACCAAAGCGUUCCUGCCAAGGAUGCUGGAGUUGCAGCACGGGCACAUUGUCUGCCUGAACUCCGUCCUGGCCUUGUCAGCCAUCCCCGGGGCCAUCGACUAUUGCACUUCCAAAGCCUCGUCCUUUGCCUUCAUGGAGAGCCUGACCCUGGGGCUGCUGGACUGUCCCGGCGUGAGCGCCACCACCGUGCUGCCCUUCCACACCAGCACGGAGAUGUUCCAGGGCAUGAGAAUCAGGUUCCCUAAUCUUUUUCCUCCUCUCAAGCCAGAGACAGUGGCUAAGAGGGCAGGAGAAGCUGUUCAGAUGAACCAAGCCUUCGUGCUCCUUCCGUGGACAAUGAACGUGCUCGUCAUCCUGAAGAGCGUCCUCCCUCAGGCAGCGCUUGAAGAAAUCCACAGGUUCUCUGGGACCUACACCUGCAUGAACACUUUCAAAGGACGAACAUAGGCCGGGUGGUGCGAGGAGCGUUGGGCGAAGCCUGGGCAGGCGGGGAGGCCCU
Messenger RNA from Apaloderma vittatum (bar-tailed trogon), 801 nucleotides. RefSeq names its product dehydrogenase/reductase (SDR family) member 3 (gene DHRS3). The record is from RefSeq and is a predicted model, not a curated record. The transcript is spliced from 6 exons. Gene Ontology annotation, molecular function: oxidoreductase activity, acting on the CH-OH group of donors, NAD or NADP as acceptor. Gene Ontology annotation, cellular component: lipid droplet. NCBI's taxonomy places the organism in Eukaryota, Metazoa, Chordata, Aves, Trogoniformes, Trogonidae. The annotation marks the transcript as partial.